AUGUAUGUAUUGGUGCUUAUUCAUAUGUGUUACCAUUUUACAAUGAAGAGAAAAAAGUUGUUUGUAUAUUUUAUUUUUUUGUCAUUUAUUAUUAAUUUUAAUUUUAAUAUUAAUAUCAAUUUUGUGUGUAGCAAUGUGAUUCAAGAUGUUAUAAGCAUUGGUAAUGUAGACAUCUGUGUAGUGAAUGUAAAUUCAGAUGAAGCUCAAGAAUGCAUAUUGAAUAAUGAAUUUGGGAAGUUGUUAUUAUUUGUGUGUAAUAUGAAUGAUGCUUUUAGUACUACGGCAAAAACUCACCCAGAAAAUUGCCCUUCUAGAGCCUUUGUUAAUCAAAGUAAUCCAACCGAAAAUUCCCCCGAGGUUGAUACUUAUAGUAUUUAUCCGAAUUUAUUUGGUACGAACGAAAACAGAUUAAAUGACACAUAUAGUUUAUAUAGUACUCCUUAUUCAAAUAUGGAUAUUGAUUUUAGUUGCUUGUGUUACGGAGAUAAACAAGACAAAGUAAAACAUAUAAUGAGAAUAAAUAUAAAAAAAACAAGGAAAAAAAUUAAGGGUUGUGAUUUUGGUGAUAAUAUACCUUCCAAAAGGGAUCUAACUAAUAGUUUAAGUUUGAAUGAACGAUCUAGUUGUAUUAUUCAUGCUUAUUCAAAUGAUGUAUUGGGCAUAAAUUGUUUUAAAAAAGAAAUUAAUAAUUCUUAUAAUAAUAAUUUAGAAUUAAAUCCUAGUAAUUGUUUUCAUGAUGUUUAUUUUGGAGCUGAUCUUAUAUUAAAUUCUAAAAAUGUAAUACCUAAUUCUAGAGUUAUCCCUGACCCUUCAUCAGAUGUCAAAUUAUCUAGAAAUCAUUCUUUUUCUUCCUAUUUAAUAUUACCGAAUAAUUUAACUGAAAAUAUUAAAAUUAGCUGUACAUGUAAACGAGAUGAAUUCGUUGGUACCAUGAUCAUUUACACAAAAAAUAUUAACAGCUUAAUGUUUGAUAAUAAUAAUAAUAAUAAUGAUGAAGAACAGAUUUUUCAAAAUAAAUAUAUGAAAAAAAAAGAAUAUAAAAAGGAUGAAGGAAAUGAAUAUGAUAAAAAAAUGAAUACAGAUGAUAAUUAUAUAAAUAAUGAGGAACAUCAUAAUAACAAUCAAUAUAAUAAUUAUGAAAAUAAAAUUAAUAAUGUAAAUUAUAAUUAUGAUGAUAUUUCCAAAUAUAUAAAUGAACAUUAUAAAAAUUAUGACCAUGAAAAAAAUUCUAAAAAUAGUUAUAAAACUAAUACAAAUAUUCACGAUCAAUAUGAUACAUAUCAUUAUAAUAAUAAAUAUGAUUUACAUUCUGAUAGAACAAGAAUACGAACAAGAACAUUCUGGCAAAAUCUUUUUGGAUUAUCUUCUUCUAAAUAUAUAUUAUUUAAUAAUUUCUUAAUAUUAUUCAUAUUUUUAAUAUAUAUAUAUUCAACAUAA
Plasmodium falciparum 3D7 is the source of this 1437-nucleotide messenger RNA. It is a transcript of the gene P52, whose product is annotated as 6-cysteine family protein. NCBI's taxonomy places the organism in Eukaryota, Apicomplexa, Aconoidasida, Haemosporida, Plasmodiidae. The coding region runs from base 1 to 1437 and encodes 478 amino acids. The transcript has a single exon. The record is from RefSeq and is a predicted model, not a curated record.